Aspergillus oryzae RIB40 is the source of this 1287-nucleotide messenger RNA. RefSeq lists its product as uncharacterized. NCBI's taxonomy places the organism in Eukaryota, Fungi, Ascomycota, Eurotiomycetes, Eurotiales, Aspergillaceae. The record is from RefSeq and is a predicted model, not a curated record. The transcript has a single exon. The coding region runs from base 1 to 1287 and encodes 428 amino acids.
AUGGAUUAUAAGUCGGGCAGAAGACUGUUCCCCCACCCUGAUGAAAUCCAUUCGUCCUUGUCACGUCAGAGAUGGCCUCGGUUUCCUCUUGCUCACUCCCACCCAGUCGUGGAGACUGCCGGCCCAUCUCAGCAAGCAAACUCUUAUCGCUACGAGUCAGCUGUAGACGACUCUGCCCGGGCGUAUCGCACGACUGCUUUGCGUCACUUGAGUGAAAAUUCCAGGCCCCUCGCGUGGAAUCACGGACAAGUAACUCAAACUGGCGGUGGCCACCCAACCUCACCCUCGCAGCCCGUCUUGGUUCGGGCCUAUUCCGGUGGCCCUGGGGAUAGUGCGAAAACGUCAAAGAUGUCUCUACGGCGGUCGUUCCCAUUCACCAGCCGCGCCGAAACCCCAAGGCGAGGUCCGGAACUUCCUUCGGACGAGGACUUCAGCAUCGAUGGCAUUCUACGGGCUAUUGAGCCUAAUAUUCGCCAUACCUUGGACUCAAUUGGGGAGAUCUGUGGACGGAGUAAGCUCAGUUUAGCCAACGAAUAUGGUAGCCAUAUAGCGCCCCUUGGCGAAAUCCGCGCGCCUCCUAGCGGCCUGAUGCCCGUGGACGAAGCUAGCUCGGAACAUGAAAGACAGGCCAACGAUAAUGUGGUUAUUUACGAUGAUGACCAUAGCGUUAUGGAUGGGAGGGAUCACCGUUCACCCAUGCAAUUUGGAUUUAUGGAGAAUGCUCGGCAGAGUACAGUAUCUCGUAACGCUGGAUUUCAAUCAAUGCCACCGUAUUACGGUGCAGACGGAUCGUCUGUCCAAGUACACCCCGACACUCCACGAUCCAUGGGCUUUAAUACUACCGUGGAUUCGGCUUCUGCGCUGGGGCCACUCCCUGCAACGCGAGAAAUUGCAUCCAGGUCAAAGUCAUGCGGCCGGGUAUUGUUGGCAACGAAUGCUGAAUCGAGCACAGACGACCGAAGACGAUUGAUUCAAACACCGGCUCUUGUGUCUGAGGUUCUCUUAGAUGCUCACGCCAAUGGACACCCUUUGGGAACGGAACCCACUAUUAUGCAAAGCCAGGCCCUCUUCGGAAGCAACUCAGACUCUGAUGUAGUGCGAAGAAGCUGGGGUCAGCCGGCAGUAGGACUAUCUGUGCUGGCGGAUGUUUUCGGCUGGCUAAAAUAUGCUGUGCGCGACGGGUCAGACUCUGGUCAAACUCUGCCAACAGCUGAGAUGAGACUGCGCGCGAUGCUUGAGCGACAGCGGGACCUGGACUCUUCCAGAGUAUUUGCAAAUGAUGAUUAA